Messenger RNA from Conger conger (European conger), 2797 nucleotides. RefSeq names its product cytoplasmic polyadenylation element binding protein 4b (gene cpeb4b). Lineage: Eukaryota; Metazoa; Chordata; Actinopteri; Anguilliformes; Congridae. Gene Ontology annotation, biological process: negative regulation of cytoplasmic translation. Bases 527 to 2734 code for a protein of 735 amino acids. Gene Ontology annotation, molecular function: mRNA regulatory element binding translation repressor activity; mRNA 3'-UTR binding; ribosome binding. The record is from RefSeq and is a predicted model, not a curated record. Gene Ontology annotation, cellular component: neuron projection; synapse; nucleus. The transcript has 11 exons.
GCGACUGGACUGGCUGUCAUUUAGCUUCGGUCUGCUGUGAGGAUAGAAGGACAGCGGUGAAGAAUUGCGGUGGCAGAGAAAGAAACGCCGAAAUACGAACAGAACUGACGCCACAAAACAAUGAAACCGGUAGAUAAACACAUUUCAGUGAAAGCCGAUUGAAAUAGCUAGUGCUAGCUUCACUGAAAUACAAGGAACUACCGAUGACGUAAAAUUUGUUUGAUAAAUAAGGUUAGCAGCUAGCUAGCUAGCUGGAGAGAAGGUUGUGUCAUUGAGCAAGCAGGACACGUCAAGACGGAAAAUAUUGCUAGCAAGCCACGGGGUUUAUUUUUUAUGUAACAGAAUUAUAGGGAGGCAUCACUUCUCGAGAAAUUACAUAGUAAUUCAAGUCUCUGCUGUUCAUUUGUGUGGUAAAUAUAGCAACGGACCUCGUCGGGGACGUCGCUUGGACGACAAGGGUAUAAAAAGGAAAUAAAGAAAGCGGAAUAGAAUAUUGUUUGGGAAAUAUAGCUAUUGGAUAACAUAAAUGGGGGAUUACGGGUUUGGAGUCUUAGUACAAAACAACACUGGUAACAAGUCCGCUUUCCCAGUAAGAAUUCACCCACAUCUGCAACCUCCGCAUCAUCAUCAGAAUGCGUCUCAGAGCCCCGCAGCUUUUAUAAAUAACAACACGACAGGCACCGGCAGUAAUGGUGGGUCAGCCUGGCUGUUCCCCGCAGCUGCUGCGCACAGCAACAUGCAAGAUGAAAUUCUUGGGUCAGAAAAAACUAAAACCCAGCAGCAACAGCAGCAGGAAAUACAAGAAACGCAAGAAAAGCAGCAGCAGCUGUCUCCCGGCCACCAGGAGACUGGCAUCAUAUCCGAGCUGGAGAAGGCGAGGUCCGAGGAGGGGAAGGGGGAGAACGGCGCUGCGGAGAACGGCGCUGCGGAGAACAACAACGGGAAGGAGAAACUGCGCAUGGAGUCACCAGUGCUGACCGCCUUCGACUACCAGGAGACCUCGGGCCUGGGGACCACAGCCCAGUCUAGCACGUCCUCCUCCCUGACCGGCUUCAACAACUGGUCCGCUGCUAUCCCCCCGACCCCGUCCACCAUCAUAAACGAAGACGUCAGCUUCUUCAACCCCGCCGCGUCCGCCAACAACGGGCCGCUCCUCUUCCAGAAUUUCUCGCACCACGUCAGCCCCGGGUUCGGGGGCAACUUCUCCCCGCAGAUUGGGCCCCUGUCCCAGCACCACCCCCCGCACCCCCACUUCCAGCACCCCCACAGCCAGCACCAACCGCACCGGCGUUCCCCCGCCAGCCCCCACCCGCCCCCCUUCCCCCACAGGAAUGCUGCUUUCAACCAGCUGCCCCAUUUGUCGAAUAACCUGAACAAGCCCCCCUCGCCAUGGGGCAGCUACCAAAGCCCCUCUCCCACCCCCUCGUCCACGUCCUGGAGCCCCGGCGGGGGCUUCGGCGGCUGGGGGGGCUCUCAGGGUCGAGACUACCGCCGCGGGCUGAACGGCGGGGUCACCCCACUCAACUCCAUCUCCCCGCUGAAGAAGACCUUCCCCAACAACCACAUGCCGUCGCAGAAGUACUCCCGCGCCAACCCCGGCUUCAACCCCAAGUCCUGGAUGGAGGAGGGCAUGAGCAGGAACGACAACAUCUUCCCCUUUCAGGAACGCACCCGAUCGUUUGACGGCUUCAACAUGCACUCGCUGGAGAACUCCCUCAUCGACAUCAUGAGGGCGGAGCAGGAUUCCUUGAAAGGGCGUUUGGGAUUCUCACACCCUGGGGGAGACAGCCCUUUGCCCAUCAAUGCAAGGAAUUAUGGGAGACGACGAGGUCACUCGUCCCUGUUCCCCAUGGAGGAUGGCUUCGUCGACGAUGAGCGGGCAGAACAGGGCCUCCCCGGGCUGGGCUCGCCCCACUGCUUCCCCCACCAAAACGGGGAGAGGGUCGAGCGCUACUCCCGCAAGGUGUUCGUGGGGGGCCUCCCCCCCGACAUCGACGAAGAUGAGAUAACGGCCAGCUUCCGCCGUUUCGGGCACCUGUUCGUGGACUGGCCUCACAAAGCGGAGAGCAAGUCCUAUUUCCCCCCUAAAGGUUACGCCUUCCUCCUGUUCCAAGACGAGAGCUCCGUUCAGGCGCUGAUCGAUGCGUGCAUCGAGGAGGACGGGAAGCUGUAUCUGUGCGUGUCCAGCCCCACCAUCAAAGAUAAACCGGUCCAGAUCCGCCCCUGGAAUCUGAACGACAGUGACUUUGUCAUGGACGGCUCCCAGCCCCUCGACCCCAGGAAGACCAUAUUCGUGGGAGGGGUUCCUCGCCCCCUGCGAGCAGUGGAGCUGGCGAUGAUCAUGGACAGGCUGUAUGGAGGGGUGUGCUACGCGGGCAUCGAUACGGACCCGGAGCUGAAGUACCCUAAGGGGGCGGGGCGUGUGGCCUUCUCCAAUCAGCAGAGCUACAUCGCUGCUAUCAGCGCCCGCUUCGUGCAGCUGCAGCACGGGGAGAUCGACAAACGGGUGGAAAGUAAAGCAUACGUGCUGGAUGACCAGCUGUGUGACGAGUGCCAGGGGACUCGCUGCGGGGGGAAGUUUGCGCCCUUCUUCUGCGCCAACGUCACCUGCCUGCAGUACUACUGUGAAUACUGCUGGGCCGCCAUCCACUCCCGCGCCGGCCGGGAGUUCCACAAGCCCCUGGUGAAGGAGGGCGGAGACAGGCCCCGACACAUCUCCUUCCGCUGGAACUGAGCAGGGUGAGGGGAGAGGGGAGAGGGGGAGGGAGGAGACUGAGAGACCGAGAGACCGAGAGGA